This is a messenger RNA of Racocetra persica, 771 nucleotides long. NCBI's taxonomy places the organism in Eukaryota, Fungi, Glomeromycota, Glomeromycetes, Diversisporales, Gigasporaceae. The record is from the annotation of a GenBank genome assembly.
AAAUUACAAACUCUCAAGAAAUCAUAGAUUCUGAGGAUAUUACGAAUCCUGAAGAUAUUAUGGAUUCUGAUAUUUUAGAUUUAAAUGAGGAUUUUAUAACACCAUCUAAGAAUUUUGGUAUACAUUGGACGGGUUUUUUGCGUUCAAAAGAAUUUAAAAAUGAUAAAGCCUGGCAAUAUAAUGCAAAGCUUGAGCAGCUUGGCAAUAUAUAUUGUGAUCACAUAUUUGAAGCACGUAAAGAAGCAAUGACAAACCAUAUAAUUAAUAUCUGCCGUAAAAUUUCUGCUGAAAAAAGAAUAUUUUAUUCACGAAUAAUUAAAAACAAACUUGAACAAGUUACUGAAAUUUCUACUCACAAAGCGGUUUUAAUGACAGAUUAUUUUGAUAAAUCUACUAUACCACUAGAAAAAGCUACUGAAUUACAUACUUUGUUAUUACGAGCAUUAUUAUAUAGCAAUAUUCCAUUUAAUACUAAUGAAAUUAUUAAUAUAGAAGAUUUUUCUAGUACCCGACAUAUAGCUGAUAAUUUACUUAUUGUAGUAGAAAACUUAUUAAAAAAUGUCUCUAUAAGUUUUGAUAAAAUUAUCGCUAUAGUUUCAGAUAGUCCUUCAGUUAUGAAACGGCUUCGAAAAAAUGUUUCAGACAAAUAUCAGCAUGUAAUUGAAAUAAUUAUAAGUCGUCGACAUUUUCUUGAAAAUGAACAAUUUACUCUCAUUCUUCGAUAUGUAGUUGAUGCGAUUGCAAAACUUGAAUCUAAUAAUAUAACUUUAG